AUGAUGGCGUUCCGUGCUCCUCUGCGACUUCAAUUGGCCAAGUGCCAGCUCGGUCUGGCCGUCGCCCCGCGUAUCAACACCCGCGCGCUCUCUUCUGCGGCCGCUGCCGCCACGAAAGACGUCAAGAGCAACUUCGGCAAGCAGUCCUCAGUAACCAACCCUGAUCCGACCGAAGACUCACCGAGCGCCGCUCUCGUCCGCGAACAUGCGCCGUACAUGGUCGCCACAUAUGCCCGGCCACCGCCCGUCUUCGUGCAGGGCCAAGGAUCUCUGCUCUGGGACGUCGAGGGUAGGAAAUACCUCGACUUCACCGCUGGUAUCGCCGUCAAUGCCUUGGGACACUGCGACCCAGAGCUGACCCAGAUUCUGACGGAGCAGGGUAGCACGCUCAUGCACGCCUCGAACCUCUACUACAACCCCUGGACCGGCGCCCUCUCCAAGCUGCUGAUCGAAAAGACCCGCGAGGCCGGUGCCAUGCACGACGCCAACUCGGUCUUUGUCUGCAAUUCGGGCUCCGAGGCCAACGAGGCCGCCAUCAAGUUCGCCAGGAAGGCCGCCAAAGUCAGCCAGCCCUCGGGCGACAAGUACGAGGUUGUCUCCUUCAAUAAUGCCUUCCACGGCCGCACCAUGGGCAGCUUGUCCGCCACCCACAACCCCAAGUACCAGGAGCCCUUUGCGCCGAUGCUGCCCGGCUUCAAGCUCGGCGCCUUCAACGACGUCGCCGCCAUCAACGAGACCGUCACCGAAAAGACCUGCGGCGUUAUCGUCGAGCCCAUCCAGGGCGAGGGCGGCGUCACGCCCGCGACGGACGAUUUCCUGAUCGCCCUGGCCAAGCGCUGCCGCGAGGUCGGCGCCGUCCUCAUCUAUGAUGAGAUUCAGUGCGGUCUGUCCCGCACCGGCACCUUCUGGGCCCACACCCACCUGCCCAGGGAGGCCCACCCGGACAUUAUCACCACCGCCAAGGCGCUCGGCAACGGCUUCCCCAUCGGUGCAACCAUCGUCAACAACAACGUCUCGGAGAAGAUCAAGGUCGGCGACCACGGCACCACCUUUGGCGGCAACCCCCUCGCCUGCCGCCUGGCCCACAACAUCGUCUCCCGCCUCGCCGACCCCAGCCUGCAAAAGGCCGUCGCCGCCAAGGCCGAAAUCUUCAAGACCCGCUUCGACUCCCUGCGCGAGCGCUUCCCCGAACUGAUUAAGGAGGUCCGCGGCCGCGGCCUCAUUCUCGGUCUCCAGCUCACCCAGGAUCCCACGCCGAUCGUCAAGGCCGCCCGCGAGCGCGGUCUGCUGAUCAUCACUGCCGGCACCAACACCCUGCGUUUCGUGCCCCCGUUGACCAUUACUGAGGAGGAGAUCCAGCAGGGCUUGGAUAUCCUAGAGGAGGCCAUCUCCGUCACCCACUCAUGA
Messenger RNA from Colletotrichum orchidophilum, 1407 nucleotides. RefSeq names its product acetylornithine aminotransferase. Gene Ontology annotation, biological process: arginine metabolic process. Gene Ontology annotation, molecular function: identical protein binding; transaminase activity; pyridoxal phosphate binding. Gene Ontology annotation, cellular component: mitochondrial matrix. NCBI's taxonomy places the organism in Eukaryota, Fungi, Ascomycota, Sordariomycetes, Glomerellales, Glomerellaceae. The record is from RefSeq and is a predicted model, not a curated record. Bases 1 to 1407 code for a protein of 468 amino acids. The transcript is spliced from 3 exons.